UCUGAGGAGGCGCUCAGAGGAGGUGAGCGGCGCUGAGAGUAAGACUGUGAGACAGUGAGACAUUGACACCAUGCUGGGCUGGUUAGUGACGGCGCCACUGGCCGUGUUACGGUGGCUCUUCUCGCCGAUACCGCUGACGGUAAUCGUUCUGCUGCUCGCCUUGGCGUACCACAGAUUCACAAAGAAUUUCGACUUCUGGAAGUCACGCGGCGUGCCUGGACCGAGACCAUGUCUACCCUGGGGAACAGAGUUUGGCUCGGGCUUUUCAAGGGUGAUCGAAUUUGAGAGCUGGCUGUAUCACGAGCACGGUGGGAAGCAGUUCUGUGGCUUCUUUGAAAUGCACAAGCCGGUAUUAUUUGUUGGAGACCUUGACCUGAUUCGCUCAAUCACCAUCAAGGAUUUUGAUUACUUUGCUAAUCAACGUGAUCAGAUCGGAUCUGAUUUUUGGACCGAAUCACUUUUUCUCUUGAAGGGUGCCGAGUGGAAGGAAACUCGUACCGUGAUGUCGCCCACCUUUUCGGCCAGCAAACUGAAGGCAAUGCACCAGUUGACAAUGAACAACGCUAAGAACCUGACAAAGUAUGUUAGAAGUCAGAUGGCAGAGGAAGCAGAAGUGGAAAUCAAGGAUGCUUCUGGACGAUUCACGAUGGACAACAUUGCGGCCUGCGCGUUCGGCGUCAACUGCAACUCCUUUGUUGAUCCUAAUUGUCAGUUUGCUGUAACGGCAGCCAAGCUCUCCAGCUUCAAUGUUCAGAUUCUCAUACGUUUCCUGGCAGAGACGUUCCUACCUCAUAGCAUUGCCAAGUGGUUCCCCGACUAUAGUAUGAAGGUCGGCGCAUUCUUCAAGGACGUUGUGAUGAAGACGAUGGCCCAUCGCGAGAAGAGCCCUAGUGCGACGCGCGACUUCCUGCAGCUGCUGAUGGACACCAAGGACAAGGACGGCAAGCGGAUCCUCUCGGACAGCAGCAUAGUCACCCAGUCGUCCCUGUUCCUCGUCGCCGGGUACGACACGACCUCUCUUCUACUGACGUUCGCCGCCUAUUGCCUGGCGCUGGACCAGGAGAUCCAGCAGCGCGUCCAGCAGGAGAUUGACGAGGCCCUGGAGCGCCACGGAGGCCUCACCUACGAGGCCAUCCAGGACAUGCCGUACCUGGACCGGGUGAUGGCGGAGACUCUGCGCCUGUACUCGCCAGCCACGCGUCUUGAACGUGCCUGCUCCAAGGACUACAUCCUGCCCGGUACAGACGUACACAUCCCGGCGGGUACCGUCGUGGUCAUACCCGUGCUUGUGAUGCACCGCGAUCCGGACAACUACCCGGACCCGCUGCGGUUCGACCCGGACCGCUUCCUGCCGAAGGAGAGGGAGCGUCGCCAUCCGUGCGCCUACAUCCCGUUCGGCAGCGGGCCGCGCAACUGCAUCGCGCAGCGGUUCGCCCUGUUCGAGGCCAAGGUGGCGCUGGUCUCGCUUCUGCGGGAGCUGACGCUGAAGCCGACGCCGGAGACGCCGCCCCAUCCAAUGCCGCUCGAUCCGGACGGCUUCCUGACGAUGCCGAAGGACAGGAAGGUGCCGCUGCUGGCCGUACCGAGACAGACAACGACUGAAUGAAGUGACCUUUUGCGGAGAUCAAGAGCUGUCGAUGUGAUUGAAGAAGUAGCUCAGAGCGUCGGAGCGGACAAUGGCAGUCGGAGGUUCAAUUUAAUAACUUGGCGUAUGUAAUUGUAGUUACAUGUAAGGCAGGGAGAUGCUCAAAGCAGUAAGCCCGAACACGUCACCGCGACGCUUCGGUCCGUAUUGCCUAUAAUAAUAUUUACACGGGAGGGAGUGGUGUUGAACCAUGUUGAACUUUCUGCUGCUGUAAAUGAAAUUACAUAUGCAGGUGACGGCAUUUUAGCUACUUUUUUCUUUCUUGAUCUUUGUUCUCAUCCCAUGUCUUACACUAUCGCUUCUUCAUGUUUUUUUCUGUCCAUCCUUUAACCCUCGCCCGCACAUGGGGGGGGGGGGGGUGGUUGCCACCCCCCCC
Amphibalanus amphitrite is the source of this 2021-nucleotide messenger RNA. RefSeq names its product probable cytochrome P450 6a13. Gene Ontology annotation, molecular function: oxidoreductase activity, acting on paired donors, with incorporation or reduction of molecular oxygen; heme binding; monooxygenase activity. The coding region runs from base 71 to 1606 and encodes 511 amino acids. The transcript has a single exon. NCBI's taxonomy places the organism in Eukaryota, Metazoa, Arthropoda, Thecostraca, Balanomorpha, Balanidae. The record is from RefSeq and is a predicted model, not a curated record.